GUUAGUCUUUGAGUGUCGAAGCGGGUCUUCCCCUUGUAGGUUCCGUGGUUUCGACGGGGAGCAGGGGGCGAGGAAUUGCGUAGUGGGGUUCAUUGCGGCCCUUGCAUGUGGGAUUUCGUGCUUCGUUGCUUGGGUGCCGUUGGGUCAGGCCUGUGCUAGCGAUUCGUCUCCUCACCCUCCUUUUUGGGUUUUACCCUAGUCUUGGUGUUCUGGGGUGUGUUGUAUAGUUCUUUUGGGGCUAGACAGUCUGGUUAUCGUCGUGUAGGUCGUGUUGUCCAUGUUGGUGAAUUAGUGUUUUAACUGUCGGGGCUGUUAGGGGUCGCAAUGAUCCCACCGAAGUGAAACGUUUACUUUUCGUGGAGUUGGGGGGUUUGUUCACAUUGGCGAUAGUUCUUUCACGAGGGGAAAGAGUGUGACAUCUUAGCGCACUCUAUAUCUCGGACCAUUUGGGUGGCUCUUUGAAUACAUUGAAGAACAGGGUCGAUUCAGGGGAAGCAGCCAUGCCCUCCGAACUUCUCAGUAUUCAGCCUGGGGAGCUGAAGUUUCCAUUUGAGGUGAAGAAGCAGAUAUCAGCUUCGCUUCGGCUCAUCAACUCUACCGAUCAGUAUGUGGCUUUCAAGGUCAAGACGACUUCCCCAAAGAAGUAUUGUGUGCGGCCGAACACCGGCAUCGUUCAGCCUCAUAGCAGUGCAGAAGUUACCGUUACAAUGCAAGCACAGCGAGAAGCUCCUCCAGACAUGCAAUGCAAGGAUAAAUUUCUCGUUCAGAGUGUAAUAGCACCAAACUCGGAGGUUACUCAAGAGAUGUUCAAUAAGGAAGGAGGAAACGAGGUGCAUGAAGCAAAACUGAAAGUUUUGUAUGUCUCACCACCUCAACCACCAUCACCUAUCACAGAAACAAAUGAGGAAGAGGGGAACUCACCAAAAGCUGCUGCAGUGAUAGAUAAUGGUGAUCGGCACCAUAUACUCCCCGAUCUGACGACAAAGACUGAGAAUGAGUGGAAAUACAAGUUGAAUGAGACAAAGGCAUCUCUUAGUCUUCUGACGGAAGAACGAAAUCAGGCUGUGCAAAAAUGUCGAGCCUUGCAGCAAGAGUUGCUUACGUACAAGAGUGGGAACUCAAGAUCUGGUGGAGGUUUAGCGCUAAAAGAUGGUCAGAAGUCGCAAUCAGGAUUUUCGUUCUUGUUUGUUAUGCUCGUUGGCCUGUUGGGCGUGCUUAUAGGCUAUCUCCUCGGAGGCUAGAUCUUAAUUUUGCACAAAGUAACGUGAACAAAAGUAGGGUGCGAAGUAGGAGCUGCGUUUAGUUGGCUCAACGUGUAUGGGUACCAGGAGCUUGUUGGAGAGAAGUCCUGCUCUCUUUGGAGUUUCUGGAAUAGGUUAUUUUGUAUCUAUGGUACAGAGGUUAGGGAGGUUCUUUCCAGCACCCACGCCCUCAGACGCUGGCAUGAGCAUGGGUAUGGGUUGUCCUUGGUAAUGCGAGUAGGUUUUGAUCUGCACUGGUAGGCACGGUAGAGAUGAUUUUAUUCCUUAUUUUAAUUUUUAUCCAUAUUUAGUUCUCAGGAAUAAUUCGUUCUCAAUGAUGGAGUUCACCACUAUGCUGCCUUCUACUGCCCGAUACUUUUGUGCAGGUUUUGUAAAACACUGGUUACGUAAGUCGCGUACUAUUAAGUAAUAGGAUGGGCAAGGCGCCCGUACUUUGGUCCGCCUUUUUCUUUGAAAGAUGAGGUUUUCUGUUUAAGAUUUUUUUUCAGUGUCCCCAAUAUAUCUUCAUUGACAUUUCCG
This is a messenger RNA of Physcomitrium patens, 1781 nucleotides long. Its product is annotated as vesicle-associated protein 1-2. Gene Ontology annotation, cellular component: endoplasmic reticulum membrane; plasma membrane. The record is from RefSeq and is a predicted model, not a curated record. Gene Ontology annotation, biological process: endoplasmic reticulum membrane organization. NCBI's taxonomy places the organism in Eukaryota, Viridiplantae, Streptophyta, Bryopsida, Funariales, Funariaceae.